GUAUCUCCUUCCCUCCUCUUUCACGAUUUCCAUGGCACUUAUUUUAUUAUAAUUUUCAAACCCCAAAAGUUUUUUUAAUCACUGCAUUACAUCUAUCGUUCAAGAACCCUCGUUUAAGGAAAGCAAAGCCACAGUGUUAAGAGACACACACAGCGUCACCGCCAUCUUAGUGUCUGCUUAAAGUUUGGGGACCAUGGAUGCUGUGGCGAGCUCUCAUAAAUAUUAAUGGCGGAGAGCGCCUCUCCUUGUCUCUCUCCCUUCAUGCGUUUCAUCGAGUCAGUAAUCAUGACCACCACCUCCAUUUAAAUUCAUCCACUUCUUUAUUUCUUUCUUUCUUUCUUUCUUUCUUUCAUUUAACCGUUUAUUCAUACCCUUUUCACUAUUACGCAUGGUUGAUUUUAGAUGAAACUUUUUGGAUAAAGCGUUUAUGUUACGAGGAGAAAGAGAAGCCACCCCAGUUCGAUUCGAAAUCGACCCUUCAGAGAGUGGCUCCAAAUCAUUUCGACCCCGCAUUUUCUCCGUUUUAGCUUUCUGGGUGUUGGAAUCUCCUUUGGAAUUUGUGUUUUGAGCUUAAUUUGCAGAGGGGUUUCGCUUGAGAAGGCUUCUUGUGGGYGGAAUCGAAGUGGGUUUGCUUUGAUUUGUGCUAUGGUUGUGAUUGAGGAGGGGAAAUUAUGAUGGAGGAGAGUGUGGCUGAUAAGAGCGAGGGCAUUGGCCACAUUGUGCCUGAGAAUGAGACGCUUGGCCAUUUGAUUGAGGAACAUGGGCGUGAGAGCAGCUCGAGCUCUGAUUUUCUUACAUCAGAAACCACAGGGCUUGAGGAGCACAGCCACAGUGGCUCUGAUGACUCAUCUUCCCCAUCUUCAAUGAGUUGGCCCACUCGAAAACCUGAGGUACCCAAUUCCAAUGGUGCUGAUAAAGGAGGAAAAAACCAUGUUGACAAUAGGAAGCUGGAGAAGAAAGUAUCCUCAUCAUCAGAGAUUGAGAUGAUGAAGGAAAGGUUUUCCAAACUGCUGCUUGGAGAAGAUAUGUCAGGCUGUGGAAAUGGGGUUUGUACAGCAUUGGCUAUAUCUAAUGCCAUUACAAAUCUUUGUGCCACUCUGUUUGGGCAGCUGUGGAGAUUAGAACCCCUUCCACGAGAGAAGAAAGUAAUGUGGCGAAGGGAGAUGGAUUGGCUUCUUUGUGUUAGUGAUCAGAUCGUCGAGCUGACGCCUACUUGGCAAACGUUUCCUGAUGGAAGCAAGCUCGAGGUUAUGACGUGCAGACCGCGCUCUGAUCUUUAUGUAAAUCUUCCCGCCCUACGUAAACUGGACAACAUGCUUCUUGAAAUAUUAGAUAGUUUUGAAGAUUGUGAGUUCUGGUAUGUUGAUCAAGGGAUACUGGCCCAUGAGACUGAUGGGUCUUCCUCCUUCCGUGGAGCACUACAACGGCAAGAAGAAAAAUGGUGGCUUCCCGUGCCUCGAGUUCCUCCUGGUGGUCUCCAUGAAGAUUCAAGAAGGCAAUUGCAACACAAGCGCGAGAGCACAAACCAAAUACUGAAAGCUGCAAUGGCAAUUAACAAUACUACUCUGGCUGAUCUGGAUAUUCCCGAACCAUAUCUCGAAGCCUUACCAAAGAAUGGAAGAGCCUGUUUGGGAGAUCUUAUAUAUCGAUAUAUUUCCUCGGAUCAGUUUUCUCCUGAAUGUCUACUUGACUGCCUUGAAAUGUCCUCUGAACAUCAAGCUACAGAGAUCGUUAACCGGGUCGAGGCUUCAAUCUACGUAUGGCAGAAAAGAAUAAACUCAAAACCUGCCACUAACUCCACCAAACACAGUUCAAAAUCAUCGUGGGAAAUGGUCAAGGAGCUGAUGGUCGACUCGGAGAAAAGGGAGUUGCUUGCAGAGAGAGCAGAGACUCUAUUACUUUGCUUAAAGCAACGAUUUCCUGGUCUUCCACAGACAACCCUUGACAUGAGCAAAAUCCAAUAUAAUAAGGACGUUGGAAAAUCCAUCUUAGAGAGCUACUCCCGAGUUCUGGAGAGUCUAGCAUUCAAUGUCGUGGCACGUAUCGAUGAUCUGCUUUACGUGGAUGAUCUCACAAAGCAUUCUGAUCAACUCUCGUCAAUUUCCAAACUUGGUGUGAUUUCUCACAAGAACAGCCCAUUGCAUUUCUCAGUGCCCAUCUCUGGCACUCCUUAUAAAACACCCUUUGCCACUCCAAGCUUUUCACCUGGAGCCAGCCCGGCCAAGGGAGAAAGGUCACCAUUCUUUUCCGGCACCAAGAUUCCCCAACGCGGAUUCGGUGUCAAAAAGGUUUUGACUGACUAUCUCAGCGUUGAAACAAGAGGAGGAAAAGAAUUCAGCAACAAAACUGAGAAACCCGAACCAGUCACAAACCCAAACUUUGAGAAGCAAGGCGCUCGGUACAGGGAAGGAUCAGCGAGCGCRCCCAAACAAGGAUUGGUCGUGGAAGAGUGAAAUCCAAGCUUGGUUUUGGGGAAGUUGGGACUCAUGGCUGUAUGUAUGGUUUUCCACUUGAAUUGUCACUUUUCUGCAUUUCUUUUUGUAGGCAUAGGAUGUAUAUUUGAAAUUGGGGAAAGUUGUCAUUAGAUGUGCUUGUACUUGUAUUGAUGAGGUGUGAAUUGACAGUCAAUAUGAGGAAUCAAAUGCUUCCAUGUCUUUCCUGACUAACCCAUGUGUUGACUCUGAAUGUGUAAAGAAACUAUAUUGGAAUUUAUAAAUUAGAAAUCGAAAUCUUCAGCUGA
Momordica charantia (bitter melon) is the source of this 2740-nucleotide messenger RNA. Its product is annotated as rop guanine nucleotide exchange factor 7. NCBI's taxonomy places the organism in Eukaryota, Viridiplantae, Streptophyta, Magnoliopsida, Cucurbitales, Cucurbitaceae. Gene Ontology annotation, molecular function: guanyl-nucleotide exchange factor activity. The record is from RefSeq and is a predicted model, not a curated record.